Molecule: messenger RNA, 1388 nt
Organism: Tuber aestivum (summer truffle)
Lineage: Eukaryota; Fungi; Ascomycota; Pezizomycetes; Pezizales; Tuberaceae
Source: the annotation of a GenBank genome assembly
AACUACGGGCACAUUAAACCAAAACCUUCGCCAUGCCAGUAAGUUCUCGCUCCCCUUCCCACCCCCUUUCCAGGCACAGUAUCAUACUAACUCUCGCGGCAAGCUAAUAAUAAUAACCGGCUACCCCUCCUCUGGAAAAACCACCCGCGCAACACAACUCCACACCUACCUGCAAGCCAAACUCGACUCACCCAGCACCCCGCCCCGGCAAAGGAAUUUAAAACUGCACCUGAUAUCCCCGCACACGCUGCUCAUCCCGAGAACCAGCUACAGUAUCGCCGCCAGCGAAAAGACCGCCCGCGCAACCGAGUAUUCUGCCGUCAAGCGCGCUCUUUCAAGGGACGAUGUCGUGAUUGCCGAUGGACUGAACUACAUCAAGGGCUACCGAUACCAGCUGUUCUGCGAAGCGAAGGCGUUGCUGACGCCGAGUUGUGUCGUACAUGUAGCAGCGCCCGUGGAGAAGUGUCGGGAAUGGAACGCGGCGAGGGUGGAGGUUGCGGAACGGUGGGACGGGGAGACGUUGGAGAAUUUGAUGUUCAGAUAUGAGGAACCGAAUGGUAUGACGAGGUGGGAUUCUCCGCUUUUCACUGUGCCAUGGGUGGACUCGGAGGGGGAGUGCGUGGUAGUUUGGGAGGGGGUUUGGGAGGCGGUUUGUGCUGGGGGAGUCAAGGUUAAGGCCAAUCAAGCUACGGUUUUGGUGGGUUCUUUGUGUCCUUUGUGGGAGAGAGGGAGUAUCUAAUGGCUUGGGUUUGUAGAAACCGGCGGCGGAGAGUGAUUAUCUUUACGAGUUGGACAAGACGACGCAGGAGGUUGUUUCGCUGGUUAUGGAACAUCAGAGGAAUUCCGGAGGAGGCGUGGGCGGGGAAUUACCUGUCUCGGAGUGUGGGAAGGUAUAACUCCUGGCUGAGGCUUCUUCUAAGGUUCAUAGGGAGAUGGAGGCUAACUAUCUGCAGGUUCUGGAAUUGCCUGGACGGGAUCUCACGGUUCCACAAUUGCAGAGGAUUCGAAGACAAUUUAUUGCGCUAAAUAGACAGAACCCUGUCGGGAAGCAGAGGAUAAGGGAACUUUUCGUUGAGUAUUUUAAUGGGAACUUUAGGGAUUAAUCCGGAUUUUUGAAAAGGCACAUGGCGACCCCAUGCCUCCCACUUGGCCAACACGCUCUCCAUGUCUUUAUACUUUUUUAGUGCUUAUGUGGCCUCUUAUGUAUGAUAGUCCACGGGUUUGAUAAUGUGUCGUGAAAUUUUGGUAGAUUCUCACUGGCAUUGGUGUUCUUAGAGUGGGGGAUGAAAACGGAUGCUUUUGAUGUAAGAAGGUAAUCGAACGAAAGGUUUCUAUCUACUACUGUACAUACCUGUGCCUUUAUUCUAUAGAUAGGUGCUUCCAUGCUG